Molecule: messenger RNA, 3717 nt
Organism: Coturnix japonica (Japanese quail)
Lineage: Eukaryota; Metazoa; Chordata; Aves; Galliformes; Phasianidae
Gene: DENND10
Product: DENN domain containing 10
Biological process (GO): regulation of early endosome to late endosome transport; protein transport
Cellular component (GO): late endosome
Molecular function (GO): guanyl-nucleotide exchange factor activity; small GTPase binding
Source: RefSeq, a predicted model, not a curated record
CAUGGAUGGGGAGGACUGUCGGCUGUGAGCAGAUGUCUCCUCUGUGUUCUGAGCUACGUCCAGCCAUGAGUGUAGAAAACUCGUGUUAAACUCAUGUUACACGUCUCCAAAGUUCCCCGUAGCCCUGCAGGCAGUUUUGGGUCGGGCAUGUUUUUGAAGGGAGCUGUAAAACACGAUGGUUUUGUUCUCAAACGAGCAUGAAUCACCGAGGAAGCGCUCAGUGAGCUGCUGCCAUCACGGGGCUCUUUGGGGACAGCGGCUGUCAGCCAUGAUGCGCCACGGGUCACGUCAGUUGUCUUAGAGAGACGAGGGAAAUGGAACAAGAGAUGAGGAAGGAAGCGGAGGGAUGGAAUGGGCAGCUCGAGCGGCCCAGGCAGCAAAUGGCGGCACGACGGGGCGGGGCGGAGCGGGCGGAAGGCGGGAGGAGCGGGGCGAGGGGCCGGAAGAUGGCAGGGCUGGAAGCGCAGCUACUGCUGGGCGUGGGGCUGAUCGAAAAGGACACUAAUGGAGAUGCUCUGUGGGUUUGGUGUUACCCGUCUGUGACGGCCGAGCUGAGGGCUCUGCUGCUGCGGAAAUGCUGCCUUACGGAUGAGAGUAAACUGCUCCAUACCUUCGUGUUCGGCCAGUACAAGAGGACGUGGUUCUACAUCACCACCGUGGAAGUUCAAGACUCCCCAGCCUUGAAAAAGGUGACCCACUUCUCCAUUGUUCUGACAGCCAAAGACUUCAACCCAGAGAAAUAUGCAGCUUUCACUCGGAUACUCUGUAGAAUCUACUUGAAGUAUGGAACUCCUGUGAAAAUGAUGGAGAGUUACAUUGCAGUUCUUACAAAGGGGAUCUGCCAAAGUGAAGAAAAUGGAUCCUUCCUCAGCAAAGACUUUGAUGCUCGGAAGGCUUAUCUUGCUGGUUCCAUUAAAGAUAUAGUAUCUCAGUUUGGAAUGGAAACGGUUAUCUUAUACACAGCUCUGAUGUUAAAGAAGAGAAUCGUGGUGUACCAUCCUAGAAUAGAAGCCAUCCAGGAAUUUACCAGGACUUUGCCUGCUUUAGUGUGGCACCGGCAGGACUGGUCAAUUCUUCAUUCAUAUGUACAUCUAAAUGAAGAGGAACUGGAAGCCUUAAAAGCCUGCACAGGUUACAUUGCUGGAUUUACAGAUUCUGAAGUGAGCAGUAGACCAGACCUCUACGAUGUGUAUGUGAAUUUGGCAGACAGUGAGAUCACCAUUUCUCCUGUAGUAAAAGAGGCAAUGACAAUGGGAAAACUUCACAAAGAAAUUGGGCAGCUAAUUGUUCAGUCUGCAGAAGAUCCAGAUAAAUCAGACAGCCAAGUCAUCAAGGAUAUUUCUCUGAAGACAAAAGAAAUCUUGUCUACUUUAGCCUCACUUACUGAAGUUUCUGAUGGCAAUGAAAAACCCACCCUGAACUCUGAAGCUCUGAAACAAAAGCGAUUUCCACCAGCUACGGAGAAUUUUCUUUUUCAUUUAGCAGCUGCUGAACAAAUGCUUAAAAUCUGAUUCUGGUGCACUUCAGUACAAUGGACCAACUCCAAAAGCUGUCUUGGACAUAUGAACAGGAAUACCUGAUUUUUGUAUGGAAAAAUUAAAAGUGUAAGAGUAAAUGCCAUAUUUACCUUGAUGUAAUACAGAAUAUUGGAGCUUGACCUGGAACAUACAGAGGUAUAUUUGAUAACGUUCCUGGUGUCAUCUUUCCCCAACUAUAACUUUGUACAUAUGGUUCUUGCAUUUCAUGUUACCACCUGGGUGUAUAUACACGUAGUGUGGGCUCAUGCAUCCAGGCUGUGCCAGGUGUUGUUGUAGCAGCCAUUUGUCUUGCAUGUCCCCAAUGACAGACAGCUCUGACUUGUGUCUGGAACACAGGGUGCAGCAUAUGCUGUAAAACUGGUGCAUUUUGGAUGUGCCAGUCUCUGCACAGGGAUGUGCUGAACAUGGAGUUGUUCUGAGUGCUCAUUCAGGGCUUUCCAGGUAUGUCAGGUUGUCAGACACUGCUCUUGCUCUGGACUACCUGAUACCUGGAAAUCCCAAAUAAAUGGACAAGUUCUCUUCUUUCUACUUGAAAGUGUCUAAAUAUAGAAAAAGGAUGUUUGGGAAAAUCUGAUGUGGUAGCCUUAUUAUAUAAAAGAAGGGGUGUUUUAAAGCUCACAUGGGAGUCAAGCACCUCUUUUGGACUCUUGCCUUACAAGUUUUCCCCCCUUUCACUCCAUCUCAUGCCUCUGGUGGAGGGAAAAGAGGACAGGAUUAUUAUUACUUACUGGGGUUUCCUAGGAGGCCACAGACAAGUGCUGCUUUACAGCUGAAGUAGUUUAAGAAGCUGUUGGGGCUCUCAGCUGGGAAGGUAUCUGGCUGUUACUUCCUGAUCCAUUUGUCAGAAAAUCCCAUUAAUUAAAGUCAAAUGGGCAUGAAAUGGUCAAACAGCCCCAACCAGUUGGAGCACCAAUCUCAAACACCUGAGCUGCAUCACAGGUACUGCCUGAUGGUGCUCGGUGUGGGCUAAAAGUAGAUGGAAGCUUUUGAAAUAAUGGUGAAAAUUAGAACACAGUUUAUAGAAGAUGAAGAUAUACCUAUACCUACUUGCUUGGUUGCAUAGCUCUUACCCACAACUUUUGUUUGUUGUUUUUCCACGGAGCAGCCUGAAACAAACUGCUUUGUAGGGUUCUGAGAAGAAUUGAGAUUCUGCGUAGGGGGAAUGCUCUGAGCCAAGCAACAUUGUCUUCCUCCACAAAUGUCCACAAAAAUAAGUAAACUCUGCAGUAGCACUUUGAAAUAACAAAAAACUAACUUUUUUUUCCCUAGCCUUUGUACAGAUGGGCUGUAGCAUGUGGUUUUACCUAGAGAUUUUAUACUUAUGAUUAAAACUUUAGUAAUCAAUAUUUAUGUUGUUAAAUAAUUGGAUGUUUGCUAUUCUGCAAUUGUUAGAGGUCAUCACUAACUAUGUGCAAGCAAUAUUGGUUUGGAAAAGGGUUGGCCUUUUGCUAUGUAUCAUACUACAUUAAGAUCUGUUUUAGUGUGGGUAAGGAAUGUGGCAUCUACAUUUUAAAGUGGCUGCCCAUUAUAGUCAGUAAAUGGAAGUGCUUCAGGAUAAUCCCCUAUUUUCAGGGGUAUAAAAUUGUACUUUAAAUACUUACUCUGUGGUUUGAAUUCCCUACACAGGAGAGCGGUGUCUUUUGUUUUAUCUGAGAACAAGUUGCCUUCAUUUACCUCUAAGUGCUCUGCAGCUUUUUCCCCAUUAGGCCAUUAAGGUGGUGUGAUGGGUUUGGUUUUGUUUAUUCUUCUCCUUUUAAUCGUUCUUCAUUACUGCUCUUUCUAUUCCAGGGUUUCUGUAACAGUUAGAACAGCACAACUGCAAAAUUAGGCUGAAAAUUCUCAGGAUCUGCAUUGAAGUCUGCUGAGAAAAACCUGAACUUUUGUCAGAUACUGUAAUGCCACAUUGUAACUGCAGAGAAAUUCAGUUUCUUUUUAACAGAAAGCCCUGGAGAUGUCCUCAUUAAGGUGGUUUUGGGGUUAGAGACAACCACAAAAAGCCAAGAAGCUCAGACACAAAGUAAAUGUUGAUGCUUUUUUCUGCUUUCUUUUAAAGGCAGGAAGGUUUCAGUUUUAGAUCCUGUAUCCUAACAUUUGUGUGACACAAAUGAGCGAUGAUUUUGCACUUAAAGAACUGGACUCACAGCAUGCUUAUGCCUAUUAAAAACAAAAAUCCUGACCA